Molecule: messenger RNA, 4938 nt
Organism: Porites lobata
Lineage: Eukaryota; Metazoa; Cnidaria; Anthozoa; Scleractinia; Poritidae
Source: the annotation of a GenBank genome assembly
GAAUUUGAAGGUGUUCUUGAAGAGUGCCCAAAAUCUAGACCUUCACGAAUUCCUGUCGAAUUUGACAGGUAAGUUAGAAAAUUCAGCGGUUUCCAAAAUGAGAAAUCAGUAAAGAAUAGUAAAUAUAAUACAUGAAUUUGAUGGUCAUUUUUAAGUGAACACUGAAAACGAAAGUAGGUAGAAAAGGUCGUCAGUAAUUUGAGAUCCGCAAUAUCAUUUAACAGCUAAAUGUUCUACCUACAUGCCAAUUUAUUAGUCGUACUUUUCAUAAACUCAUGUAAUUUGUCCUUUAAGUAUAAUCAUAGCCUGAAACAAAUACAUAAGAUAAUUGUCAAAACCAGUAUCUUGUUCUGAACACUGAUAAGAAAAUCCUAAGUCUCUUUAUAAAGUUUAACUCACCCGAUAAUAGAGUGUUCAUCAGUUUAAUAAAAACAAAAAGAUGCGCAAGUAAAAUUUGAUGGUAGCGUUAGUUGCUAGAUUCGUGUUCAGAUUUUUGUUCGCUGAAUUUUGCGCUCGUAAUCCGGCUUUCAGUAGUAUUGUCAUCAUCUCAAGCCUAAUAAUUAACUCAGCUGAAAACUCAUUAAUAGCUUUUCUCUCUGAUCAUGAGCUAUGUGAUAUCACUUUUCAUUCAUUUUAAUGCCACGCUGAUUUGCGACAAAAAAAACUGAAGAGGCUGGAAGAAGGGUAAUUCUUCGACGGAAUAUCUGAUUUCCUGUGGUCAAUUAUAUAACGUUUUAUAUAAACGAUACUGUGUGGUAUUAUUAUUUUCUGAAAUCAAAAUAUUAUUAUAAAAGAACUCUCAUCAGUUUUUGUCCUGACAUAAUUUUUCUGGGAGACCUAUUGUAGAUUAUAUAUAUAAAAAAAAAGUCGUUGAAGCUUAGUUGCAAUCAGAACUCGGUCCGUUUUCAAUAGACUAUUAAUUCAGUUUUACUCUGCCGUAAAAGUUCGUUUUUUUUUUUUUUUUACAUUUUAUCCUUUAAACUAUAGGGCUUUAAUUUUAAAGUAAAAAAAGCAAUGUCUCGAGUAUUCUGCCUUUAUUAUUAACUUUUGUGAAAAUGGUUUAGGCUGCUUGCGUGGUGUUCUAUUUUGCCUGCACAAAGCAGUUUUUCAAUAGGCAGUCUCUUGCACAUUGAGGAAACGCUCCUUCCAAUAAACUUAGCUUUUAUUGCACAAGCUCGGUUUGAAAAUGAAGUGGCAUUCAAUUUCCUUUGUUCAGAUUAAAAUUCAGUCUCGUUGCCAACUUUGAGUAAGAUUAAUUAAACCUCACGUUUACUGUGGUGAUAGUAAUAGGUAAACGCUACUGCUAAAGGUUUGAAGUUUGCCGCCGAUCACCGAUAAGAAUGCAAGUUACCGGCUUAUAUUUGUUUUUCGCUGAAAACUAGACACCCGCGCUGCUGUUUAUUGUAGACGUGAUGCGAAUGGCGUUAAAAGUAAGCCGUCAACAUGUUGACAUAUCCGCUAGUUCCAAUCAGUAGUUUCCAGUCGAAUUGUUGUUUAACUAUAGUAACUGAUUUGCUUUUGCUCAAGAUUUCAGUGUCAGCCAUCAACGGAAGUUAAUGGCAAUAAUUGUCGCCUUGUGUUUCAGUUUGUAUUAAAGAUACGCCGUUUUCACGAAUCAGCCCGAUUCAGACAAGCACUGCAAUGAAAUCUUGUAGUUUGCUGUUCAAGCCAAGUUCCUUUUUUAGCCUUUUAAAAAUUGUUGGCACAAACAAACGGUUGCGUGAAUUGUAGCUAAUUGUGAAUUGGCUGUUUGCAACGCACUUCCGAGAUACCGUGUCAGCCUUAUUCAGGGGCACCCAACGAGGAUAUAGUUCAAAACCACUUAACAUAGCAUUGUUGAACGUAUUUUAGUAUUUAAACGGUAGAUAUAGGCAUAUUUUUAUCCCCUAAAAACUUUUCAUCUGUUUGGAUUUCCUAGCUGAAAGUCUAGUGAUCCGAAAAUUAUAGGGAUCAAAACUUACCUUUUCGAAAAUUUCAGCCAGGAAAAGGCUCCUGAAAAUUCUAGAUGGCCUUUUUUAGGGUAAAUAUCCGUUUAAAAUGGGUAAUUAUACCAUUUUGUAGAUCUUCGAAAAUCCUAGGAGAGGCAGGCAAGCAAGAAAUUUUACAACAAGUGUUCCGAAAAUUCUAGUUCUCAAAUCGUCUUCCGAACAGAUAUUUUCCCGAAAAUUCCCGUUGAGUGCCCCUGCUUAUUAUGAAAACGUGGUCUGUACGUUAGGCAACUGUGAUGGGUAUUGUUAAUAAAUGAAAAGUUAUUUUCAUAUACAAAGAUGGGCAAGGACGUUCACUUUGAAGGAAAGGCUAAGAGGAAUUCGGUAAGGCCUCGUCACGAUGAGGGUGUAGUGAAAAACAUCAAAAGCAUCAGCCAGCAGUGGUAGCAGCAGCAGUGGCAUUAGCACUGCAGUAGCAGCAUUAGCAGAAGUCUAGCUCAUUCUCUCUUGCAGAAGUAAUACAGUGGAACCCCGUUAAUACGGUCACCAGUGGGUAAAAAAAAAUUGGAACGCGGUGGCCGCAUUAAUGUUUUUUUUUUUUGUAAGAAAAUGUAUUCUGCCGAGCUAGGCCGAAAAAGAGUGGCUGUAAUAACGAGGUGACCAUAUUACCGAGGUGGCCGUAAGGCCGGAUUCCACUGUAAAUGGCAACAUGUUCAGCAGCAGCAACAGUAGUAGCAGUAUUUAUUUUUAUUUAACCCCCAGAUACAGUGUGAGAUUUAUUGGGUCUCCAGCAAACAUCAGGUCGAAUAAAACAUAGUCGUGAUAGGUCAUUUUAGAGAGUCACGAAAUGUCCCCCACGCAGCCAUGAAGAAAGACACGGAUCCAUAUCAAGUUAAAGAGUAUUUUAUUGACGUCAUCAAAAAGCCCAGGCAGAUUUCGCAAUAAUGUUUUAAUAUUUCCUUUUUGAUCACUUUGAUGUUUUUUAGUUAGCCUGCUUAUCCAUAAUAUUCACCGAUUAGAGUAGUAUUUAGUUGUGAGCCUCCAUUUUGUGUUGGGAAUUUUGAAGGAAAAAUAAAAUAAUAGUCAGGGGCACUUAACGAGAAUAUAGUUGAAAACCAUUUAAACAUAGCAUUGUUAAACGUAUUUUAGUAUUUAAACGUUAGAUAUAGGCAUAUUUUUAUCCCCUAAAAAUUUUUCAUCUGUUCGGAUUUCCUAGCUGAAAGUCUAGUGAUCCGAAAAUUAUAGGGAUCAAAACUUACCUUUUCGAAACUUUCAGCCAGAAAAAAGGCUCCCGAAAAUUCUAGGUGACCUUUUAAGGAUAAAAAUCCGUUAAAAAUGGGCAAUUACAGUAGUUUUGAGAUGUUCGAAAAUCCUAGGAGAGGCAGGCAGGCAAGAAAUUUUACAACGAAUGUUCCGAAAAUUCUAGAUCUCAAAUCGUCUUCCGAACAGAUAUUUCCCGAAAAUUGUCGUUUGGUGCCCCUGAAUAGUUUUUGAUUUUGUGGUGCUGGGAUUGAGGAGACAGCUGUAUCUGUAAAAAACUGUAAACUAAUGAUUGUAGCUUUCGAGUCGGAGCAGGCGUUUCCUGUUUUAAUGACGUCAUUUAAUUAUAAAUUUAAGGAUUUCAUCAAUUCACCAUUUUGCCCAUAACAUAUAAUCUUUUUAACUCUUAAAAUUUUGCUUAACCAGGCCAUUGUUUCCAACUUCCCCCGAACAUUAAAUCUCGCCUAAAGAAAAUUACGAGGUAAUGCCUAUGUUUUUUUUAGUUUGGAAGGGGUUGGAGAUGGGGGUAAAGAAGGCAAGGUGUUAGCAGCCGAUUAUGGAAAUUUAUGGGUAGUGAACAUUUCGUGCGUGUCUAACAUGACGUAUUAAAAGUUAUGUCUUCUUGAACCGAUGACGUUCUAAUGCAACGAGAAAUUUUAAAAAUGGAAAAUCAUCGUUCAAAUUGUUGCUUUUUUAAAUACCGGAAACUGCUAUUACAAAAUUGCUCUAGACAAAAUAGCACGUAAAUUGUUAGUGUUCUAAAAAAGAUAGAUGAGCUGCCUCUAUCCACUUACAUAAUUUAUUGUUACUUUUAAUUGUUCUCAGUUCAUGAGUAAAGCAGGUCCACAUGGAAGCUGCGGUAUCGGACCGGGUUUCCUUACGUGGUAUCGGAUUUCGUUGCCUCAAGUUCGUAACUCAUGCAUCGAGACUUAGGUGACGUCAAUGACCUUUUAUACCUUCUCUCGAAGUUAAUCGUCACAUUGUUUUUAUGAAGUGUUGAGCAUAAGUAGUUCAAGUCCAACCUUUGACGAAUUCUGAAAUUAAAAAAUUAAUUAAAAACGAAAACUAGCAAAGACCUUGGCCUUGGAAACAUAAUUUCGUAAGCGCUGUGUUAUCACAAGCUUUGGCGGUCCGAUUCAAAUGGACGUCACGAUAACAUUUGGUGUUUUGUGCUCUCACGUAACAUAAACAAUUGCCGUGGCAAAGAAGAUAAAUCAGGCAAAUCAAAGUACAAAGGCUUAUCUUUUGGGUAAAGAAUCUCUCAGCGUAAUUGGCUCGUGUUAGGGAGACUUUUUCACUAUCAGAAAACACUGACAUCCUUAUCGUAUCAUCCGAACGCUAAGUUGAAAGACGUGCGUAAUUACUAUGCAUUUGAAAAAUGUAUUUUAUUCUGCGGAAACAAGAACAGUGAAGUCGAUCGCGGUUGUUUGAAAGUCUCGAAACGAGGAGUUUGGUGUUUUAACACUAAUAUGGGUGGUCAACAAUAGGCCGGAUGACAUCGCAGGUUAGACGAACAACAUAGAGUAAGCUAGUUAUGUUACUGCACUGAAGAUCAAAUGGCAAAUUCCUUAAUAGCAACAUUACACUACUCGUUGACAGCAAGUUAACGUCCGGUAAGGAUUGCUGGAAUUUGAGCAGUUUAGGGCAAGAUGCCGAACGAUUUUUUACUCCUGACAUAGCACCCGACCCUAUCAUAGGGCAGCUUCAGCUUUCCCUUCCUCGGAAUUCUCCUCAAUAUGAUGUUACUUUU